AUGCUUCCCAUUAAAGUCUUCUCUUUAUCUCGGAUUUUUGUUUUGCUAGCAAUCUUCCGACAAAUACACGCUAUUUCCAUUAACAGCUCUACUUUCCAGGUUUCUAACUCUUUUACACUACUGAACAACGCAUCGACUCUAUUCCCAGUACCAUUUGAUGCAUAUACUAAAGAAUAUCUAAGGACUUCGGCUCUGUUGACUUGUGCUAAAGACUCACAGUUUUCUGCAUCGUAUUUCGAAGCUGCUUUUUUCCCGAGAAAUAAUACUCUAUUCUUUAAUGUUGAAGCACAAACAAUUAUGAGCGAAAACAUAACCAUCAAGGCAGAAUUGAUUGCAUAUGGUCUCAAUGUUUAUACCAAAGUUUUUGAUCUAUGUGGAAUCCAAGAUAAUUUAUUAUGUCCGUUGAAGCCGGGAAAUAUAGAACUCAUGGGAAGUUAUUAUGUUGAGGCCGCGGUAGCUAGCCAAAUACCAAGCAUAACAUAUAAUAUACCUGACUUAGACGCAUAUAUUGUGGUGACAGCAUACUCCACUAUUGAUAAAGAAUUUACCAAACCUCUAGCAUGUGUACAAGUGAUGUUAUCAAAUGGUAGAACAGUCCAAACAGAGUAUUUAUCGUGGAAUCUAGUGAUAUUGACAAUUUCCGGAAUUAUGUUUUCAGUGGUUUAUUCUUUGCAAGGUUAUACGGUUACUUCAACAAGACUGGCGUCUUAUUCAAUAUCGCUACUUUUAUAUUUCCAAAAUUUGGCUAUUUUAGCUAUGAUUAGUGUAUCAUUUUUACCGCCUAUUGUCGCCGCUUGGACUCAAAAUUUCCAAUGGUCAAUGGGAAUAAUAAGGAUAAAUUUUAUGCAGCGGUUAUUUGACUGGUAUGUUGUCGCAACAUCUGGGUCCCCCACCGUUGUAUACCGCAAUAAAGAAGUUUUAUCGAUCAGUGUUCAAAAAAGAUCCUUGAACAGUAAAAUCAUAUCAGCGUCAAGUAAUUUAAAUGGUAUUGAAAGUUCCCAAAAAAAUGAUUUAUUAUACACUUCAAAUUUGAGAAAUUCAAAUGACUAUCUGUCAAAAAUUUUAGUAUUAAGAGGUAUUAAAAGGGUGUCUUACAAAGCUGGAAUUGAGAUAUCAAAUUUCUUUUUAACGGGAUUUUCCUUCUUUAUCAUAUUCAUUUGUAUGAUAAUAUUGGCGUUUAUUAUCUUCAAAACAUUUUUGAAAGUACUUCAGAAGUUUAAAGUUAAGACAAUUAGAUAUUUACACUUCCACACACAUUGGAGUGCACUUUUACAGGGGACACUAUAUCGAGCGGUGUUCAUAAUUUAUUCUGAGAUAUCUCUUUUAGCACUUUGGGAGUUCACUCAAACAGACUCAGCAGCUACCUUAGUGGAGGCAAUCGUUGUUUUCAUUUUGAUUACAGUCUUGUUAUCAUCCGCAAGCGUAAGAAUAUGGAGGAAGAUGAUCAAGUCUAAGAAAAUAUUUGGCCAGCCAAGCUAUUUACUCUUCAGUAGCUCGAAAUUCUUAAACAAGUUCGGCUUUCUUUCCUCUCAAUUUAAGUCUACAAAAGUCUGGUGGUUAAUGGCGACCUCUGCACACAUGCUUAUUAGGUCUAUACUAGUGGGUUCUCUACAAGCGCACGGAAAAUCUCAAUCUAUUGGUAUCUUUUUGAAUGAAGCUAUCUAUCUCAUCCUUUUGUGCUGGAUGCAACCUUACAUGGAUAAAACAACCAACUUCUUCAAUAUUAGUAUCCAUUCACUGAAUUUAGUGAACGCAUUUUUUUUCUUAUUUUUCAGUAACUUAUUUCAGCAGCCCAUAGCUGUGUCUUCUUUUAUGGGACUAAUUUUCUUUUUUCUAAAUGCAGCGUUUUCUUUGUAUCUCUUCAUUUUCAUAUUGAUAUGCUUUACGAUGGCAAUAUACUACAAACACCCUGAUACAAGAUACAAACCUAUUGAUGAUCAAAGACGAUCCUUUUUGAAGGGUGAAAUGGAUGAUGAUGCGGUUUACGAAUCGGUCCCGGAACUGCACGAAAUGAAGAAAGCCGUUCUUGAAUGCAACGGUAUUCAAAAGCCGCAGAUCAAUAAGAUUGACCUUUGUAAACAAAAUUCGAACUGUGAAUAUCUGUAUAUGUGA
This is a messenger RNA of Saccharomyces cerevisiae S288C, 2112 nucleotides long. It is a transcript of the gene YOR365C, whose product is annotated as putative flavin adenine dinucleotide transporter. Gene Ontology annotation, biological process: FAD transmembrane transport. NCBI's taxonomy places the organism in Eukaryota, Fungi, Ascomycota, Saccharomycetes, Saccharomycetales, Saccharomycetaceae. Gene Ontology annotation, cellular component: membrane. The coding region runs from base 1 to 2112 and encodes 703 amino acids. The transcript has a single exon. The record is from RefSeq and is marked reviewed.